CGUAUGAAAAUUUCCAAGACACCAAAUCAUAUAAUCUUGAGUAUACAAGGUAGGACGUAUUUGUAAAAUUGGUAUAAAGAAAGUGUAGUUUCGUGUAUAAGUGUUGGGCAUAAUGAUAUUUUCUUACACAUACAGAGAUCACAUAGUAACAUGCAAAAUUAAUCGACAUAGAAUUGACACAAAAUAAGCAAAACUUGACUGUUAUGGCAUACUUGAACGGUUAGAUAUCAUUCGUUUCAUUUUUGUAAUGGAGGAGGCGAUAAUAUCACUAUUUGGGUUUGUGCAUUUGCAAUAGCUCCACCUAGAAUAUCUAUGAUAUGAUGAAUGUCAUUAUAAUAUAACCGCAUUACCAUAAUGCCACUAGGACGGGAUCUCUUGGAUUCCAUCUUCUAUAUAGGAUUUAUUUCGAGUUGAUACAAGCAGGACACAGUUGUCAAAUAUGAAUACCGACAAACUCCAUGAAUUUGAUAUUGAAAACAAUUGUUUUUGCACCGAACUUCACACAAACUUGAUUUCUCAGUUAUACAUAAAGUUUGACAUGAUUUUAAUAUUUUAUCUACCAGAAAUGUACCCAUAAAAAAUCAAAGUAUAUAAGGAUGUUGAUUAAAUUAACAUUUUCAACUUAAACCAUGCAAAAUAAAUUAAUAAAAUUAGAUGUGAAAGAAAGGUACGCGAAAUACUUAAAAAACAUCUGAUGUGUAUACGGUAAUGGGCCCGGGAAAGAUAAGAGGUGAGGGAGGGAAGGAAGGGACCGCAAAAGUGUGGGAUGGUGGUGCACCAAAUGCCACCUAAAUCUCAAUUGCAAAUCUCAAUUUCCUUUUCCCCACAAACCCAAACAAUCUUCCCCAAAAACCUCUCCCAGUCGGGGAAGCAAAAAAAUGCACCCCGUCGACGGGGAACGAAAUUUGCAGCCAAUGGUAGUCACUGUCGAGGAGAGACGGCUGCAAAAUGGAUAGGGGUACAGUUUUAGCCAGAACACGAGACAAUUGGGAGAUCGAGCAGAGUUCUUCUUCUUAGCUUGUUACCACGCCACCACGUGUUGUACAUCUCCUUCUCUUUCUCCUUCCUUCCUCUCCUCUCCUCCUACAUUUAGCAAACCCUUUCGUUUUUCCUUGGGAGGUUGGGAGUGUUGAUUUUUUUUUUUUUGGGUUUCAUCUUGGGGUGGUGGAUUAAUACGGGCGAUGAUGAGUCAAAACUUUGAAUGAUUCUUCCAAUUUACUAUAUAAAGAUUAUUUGCUAAUUUUUUUCCCUCAUUCAAUUUUGCUCACACAGAUUGCCCAUUUCCGUAAAUUUGUGUUGUUGGUUAUGAUGAUGGUAGUGGUGGUGAUGGUGGUGUUGAUGAAUGAAUGAGGUCUCUCUAAUCUCCUCUCUAUCAGCAUAAAGCUUCCUAAUUUCUUGUCCUUUAAUUUUUGCAUUAAAAUCGAUCGACCCUCUUCCCCUUCCCCGUGUCUCGUUACCUUCAAUUUUCCUAUUUCUCCAUCUGGGUUUCUUUCAAUUUCCUGUCAGAUUGAGGUAAUUCUCACGUUUCUUCCCCGCUCCCUCACAAAAUACAUUUUUUGUUAUUGGGCAUUUUCCACCUGAAGCGAUUUCUUUUUUUUUUCCUCUUCUUCUUCUGGGUUGUGAUUGAUCAGGGCGUGGAUCAUUCAUCCUUGCGGGUUUUAGUGCAAGAAGGGAAGAUAAGAAUACAGUGGUAGCUAGAUUGGGAUUGGUUAGCAAUCCUAUAGAUGGCGAAGAGUUGGGAUCCAUUUGGUGAUUCGUGGAGCUUUAGGAAUUUUGAUUGGAAUGUGGAGAAAUCUCAUUUUCUUGGAGGAGCAGAAUUGGAAGCCUAUGGUAGGGCAGUGUCUGAUGAUAUUUUUGAUCGUCUCCCUGUGGAUCCGUUUGGCAUGGACAUCAAGUCCAGAUUCAGUGCGGUGAAAGGAUGGAUUGGAGUUUUCGAGGCCGAUUUUGGUGACGUUGGGGACGAUGAUGGCGAGAAGAAGUUUGUUGACGAUGGAUUGUUUUCGGGGUUUGAUUGGUUUAUAAAUGAUGGUGUGAGGCUGCAGUCACAGUCUAACAUCAAUAUCGGUUCGAUCUCGAUUCAUGAUAACAUCUAUGAUCUAGGGAUUGAUUGUGAAUAUGGCGAUUUCGGUUCAAAAAUUGAUUUCGACAAUGUGAUACUCUCCAGUAAAGGGAAAGAAUCAACAGGAAGGGAAGAGUGUGAUGCAAAUGCUUGCUCCGUGUCCACAGAUGGUUGUUCUCCUCACAGUUUGGGGAUUGAUUCUAUAUUUAAUGUGAGUAGUGGAGUUGUAUUUGAUGAAGAGAAAGAGUGUGAAGAUAAAAAAGGUGGUGAGCCAACUGAUGGUUUCGAUUUAGUUCUGUCUUACCUAGGUGUGAGGGAGCUCCUUGUGGUUGAAAUGGUAUCCAAGUCUCUCCGUGAUGUUGUCCGAGAUAAUUCUCUAUGGAAAAACAUUUAUAUCGAUCAACCAUUAAGUGAGAAAAUAACUGAUGAUGUUCUUGGCAAGUUGGCUGGUAGGGCACAAGGCACUUUGCAAUCCUUGACACUGGUUGGAUGCACAAAAAUCAGUGAUACUGGAUUGAUGCGGGUUCUUGAAAGCAAUUUGAGUUUGCAAAAGUUAUCAGUCCCCAGGUGUUUAAGGCUAACCGUCGAUGGCAUUGUGGGAAUUUUGAGGGCCUUGAAGUCGGCAGGCACUUUAAAAUUGAAACACUUGAGAUUUGGUUGCUUCGUUGGUGUAACUGACCAUCAAUUUGAAGAGCUGAGUUCCAUUCUUGGUGCAGAGUUGCAGACAGAGCAGAUGAGCAACAAGAAGAAGCCUCAGUUCUAUCACGUGGGACAAUUUUAUCUCUCAUGUGAUGAUGAUCGUGCCUUUGACAUCGAGAGGUGCCCAAAAUGUCAGAAACUGAAGUUGAUUUAUGAUUGCCCUUUAGAGGGCUGUCAAGUGAAUGAUCAAGCUGCCAGUCAACUAUGUAGGGCUUGCACUCAGUGCAUUCCUCGAUGCAUUCACUGUGGGCAGUGUAUUCGGGAUAGGGAUUAUGAGGAAACCUUCACGUUGGACCAUCUUUGUUUGGUCUGCAGGAAGGAACUCCAGACUUGUGACGAGAAGCAUGAAAUGAAGAGCGUGUCUUCUUCAGGAAGCAUCAUCUUUGUGGACAAAUGAGGUGAAUCCAACUUCUGGUUUUUUGUAUUAAGAGUGAAGAAAAUGCGUUGCUGGUAUUAUCCUCCUUCAUGGUUGUCGGUUAAUUUUACAUACUUCAACUGUGUUUGGAGAUGUGGCGCAAUGAUUGUCGAUGGAUGUCAACCCUCACUCUCGUUGCAAAGUUACACGAAAUCCUCCUGUGGCUUGGGGUUGUGUUGUCUCCUAGGAGCCUUGAGGCAGACUGACCUUGGUUUGUCCUUUGGAUGUUUUCACAUGACAAACAUGAACUGAGGUUCAAGAGUAGGCUUAACAGGGCCAAAAAGAACAAAAAAGAAAAGACAAAAAAGUGGGAAAGAACAAAAAAAAAAAAAAAGAAGACAAAACUAGCUAAAAAGGAGGGAAAUAAAGUAAGGAAAGAAGCAUAGUAGAAAGUGAAGGAAAUAUGAUAGGGAAGGGGGAGACACUGAUGUUGUUGCAUUUGAUAUGAGCAUUAGUCGAGGUUCCCCUUGUACAGAAUGGUUGUUUGGCUGGAUGUUGUGAUGUAAAGGACAGAGAAUAAGGAAGGACUUUAGCAAAUUAUAUUUCGAUUGAUUGGGGCAGGAGUUCGUUAGUAACAAGCUUUUUGCUGCUCGCUUGUUGGUGUCAAUCCUCUAGUAGAAGGAUUAAGAGUUGAGGCGGGUGAAGUGAACAAAGAGAAGGGUCUUCACUACAUAGAAGAAGCUUAGAAGGUUUGCAGGCGAGAAAUAUCAGUUUAUUUUCGCUUGCAAGGUGAUUGGUUUGUGUGUGUGUGUGUGUGUCAAUAUGUUAGGUUGGUAUUGGGAAGAUGAUGUUUGUGGGAUACUUGCUGCAGAAUUAAUCAGAUGUUCAUUAUGUUAAUAUUGUAAUCUUUCUCUGUUGUUUUUGUUUUUGGGAUGAGACUGGGACUGGGCUGGCAAUGUAAGAUAGUGCCCAAGUCUUACAUUAUCAAAUAAAUAAGUGAUGUCACAACUAAUUUUUGUAGAGAUUUUAUGUUUGGUGAUUUCUAUAUAUAUAUAUAUAUAUAUAUAUAUAUAUAUAUAUAUAUAUAUAUAUAUAUGAGGAGGGAAAUUGUUGAGAACUGAUACAAGAAAUGUUGCAUUGUCUACAUUUUCCUAGGAAUGACAAUGUUAAGCGAAUUGUCAUGAUUCAUUUAAGUAUUCUAUUAGAUUUAAAUUGACUAAUAUAUAUGCUUAGGGGUAAUUUGCAUGAAUUAUUUGGUACUAAAUGACUCUUUUGUGAACAAAAAACAAAACGAGUCGUUUACAAAUGACUCGUUUUUAAUAUCACUACUUUCAAUCUCAAUCUCCCCUUUUAUUCAUAUACGCAAUACUAAUCCUUCUAUAUUUUGUCUUCAUAAAACCAGUACUUUCGAACUAUUCUCCAUUAUACUUUUCAACUAUCUCUAGCAAAAUAGUCAUUAUUUUUUAAAGGUUUCAAAUAUAUGUUUUGUUUGGUUGUAAAAUGAUAUAGUUUAGAACCCUUAUAAUUUGUAAAUAAAGUUAUCAUAAAAGCAUUGUUCACAAAUAAAAAAGUAGUAUUAUUAUAUAUGACUAAUACCCAAAUAAUAAGUUACAUAUUGGUUGCAAAAUGGAAUUUGCUUUUGUGGUUGGCUUUAUUAGGAUAACAACCAAGAAAAUGAAACUUAUUACACGUAAGUGAAAAAUAAUAACAAUAUACAAAUCACCCAUCUAAAAAUUUAUCAAUAAACAACACAUUUGGACUAAUGGAGGUGAGUGGGACUAGAAUUGCCUCAGCACAUGCCUCCCUAAUGAUAUCCUCUGCGUAUUGCAGGAAAAUAUAGUUUAGAACUAGGAAUGAGAGAGGAUAAAACCUUAUGGGGUGUCGAGAAGCAUCAUCGAUUUCGUCUAAGAUCUGCAUACAACCUUGUUUAGGGGAAUAGGGAAGCGGAACCAGAUAAGAUUUUGAAGGACUUUUGGCACUGGAUAGGUCUAAGUUUUGUCACAUAUUUCCUAUAGCUUGCAACCCACAAUAGACUUCUCCCCAACAAGGAAAGAGAGGCGCGAGCUCACAAGUAAUGGCAGCUGCACUCAUUGUACUGUAGCAAAAGAGACAGUUGAGCAUAUCUUUCGCAAUUGUACAAAGACAUUGAUAAUUUGGAAUCAUUUUAAAUAUAAGAUGAAGAAAAAGAACAAAAAUCUUGAGUUCCAUACUUGGCUCACCAAAAUCCCUAGGCUAAGGAGACGUGAAUAUAAUUUGGCAUUGUCUACUUGAUGCUAUGAAAACAGAGAAGUGAGGAAAUUAUGAAGACAAGAAAUUCUAGGAUGAAUGGACUAUUCAUAGGAUAAAUGUCUGGUUUCAAAUUAACAAACAAACACAUAAUAGCGUACAAUGAAGCAUGCUACUACCUCAAAAAAACUAAAUAAGUUAGUAGAUCGGUUAGACUCCUCUAAGAGAUGGGUGGUUGCGAAUCUGGAUGGAUGGCUCGGUUGACACUUCGACUAGGAAAGCAACAAUAAUGGACUUUUGUGUGAUUAGUUGGGUAGAUGUGAGAGAACAUUCCGCAACGACUUGAGAUUGUGCUCGAUCACAAGAGCUGAACUUAAGAAGGCAGUUGAAGGUCUUGAGUUUGCUUGGUGUAAAGGCUUCGAGAAGGCCGAGUUAAACCUUGAUUCCUAGACAUCAAAAGGAUACAAAUCACAUAUAUGGUUUGCUAGUCAAGCAUGUAGGUAGUCCUUUGGAAAGAGAUUCAAACGUUAGAAUUUUCCAUAUAUAUAGAGAAAGUAAUUGUGCAGUCAACUUCUUGGAUAAUAAGGAUUACUUUGUUCCUUUUGGCACACAUUCAUUAGAUGCUACGAGACCAUGGGACAAAUCAUGGAUCCAGUUAUUUAAUAAUACAAAUUAGACGUC
Linum trigynum is the source of this 6020-nucleotide messenger RNA. The record is from the annotation of a GenBank genome assembly. NCBI's taxonomy places the organism in Eukaryota, Viridiplantae, Streptophyta, Magnoliopsida, Malpighiales, Linaceae.